Messenger RNA from Dichomitus squalens LYAD-421 SS1, 1983 nucleotides. RefSeq names its product HET-domain-containing protein. NCBI's taxonomy places the organism in Eukaryota, Fungi, Basidiomycota, Agaricomycetes, Polyporales, Polyporaceae. The transcript is spliced from 2 exons. The record is from RefSeq and is a predicted model, not a curated record. Bases 1 to 1983 code for a protein of 660 amino acids.
AUGUGGCUCCUGCACACCACUCGUUUUGAACUGAAAGAAUUCCCCGACGCGAGCGGGGUCCCUGGAGGCUACGCGAUACUGUCUCAUACGUGGGGGAACCGCGAGCAAACGUAUCAAGAUAUCCGUGCCAUCGCGGAACAAUGCAAGCUGACUGGCGACAACCCCCGCGACAAGACCUCCUCCAAGAUCCGUAAGUGCUGUGAUAUGGCACUGCAGCACGGUUAUGAGUGGGCAUGGGUCGAUUCGUGUUGCAUUAACAAGACCAGCAGCACAGAGCUUUCCGAAGCUAUCAACUCCAUGUUCAAGUGGUAUUGGCAGGCCGAGGUCUGCUUCGCAUUCCUCGUGGACGUGCCUACCGCUAGCAUAGACGAGCUGAGCGCGGAGGGAUCCCCUUUCCGGAGAAGUCGCUGGCAUAAACGAGGGUGGACACUCCAGGAGCUCAUCGCGCCCGCAGUGGUGAUCUUCGUCUCCCGAACAUGGGAGAGACUCGGAACCAAAGCGGAACUAGCACAGCUCCUAGAAGAGAUCACUCAUGUCCCCCAGAGCAUCCUCACUCGGCAGCGCUACUACUACCAGGCGAGCGUAGCGGAUCGCAUGGUGUGGGCGUCGAAUCGCGUCACCACCAGGGUAGAGGACCAGGGCUAUUGCCUGAUGGGCCUCUUCAAUGUCCGGAUGACGAUCAUCUACGGAGAAGGAUCACACGCAUUCCAGCGGCUCCAGCAGAAAAUCAUGAAGCACGGCUUCGACAUGAGUCUUUUUGCCUGGGGGGCUGGCUGGCUUCGGAAUGCGCCUCUCAGAGACCUUGGGUUGGAGUUUGCGACGCGUCGCGACAUAGAACUGCUCAACGACUACUCCUACCUUCUCGCUCCAUCGCCGGCCAGCUUCAUACACGGGUUCGAGUUCACGCCUCUACAUCCCCACCCAAAGCAGAUUUACCCACCUCCCGUCCUCAAAGAAUGGCAAAAAGCGCGCGCGCGGCCCUUCCAUGGUGUCGAGAUACCCACCGCGGCCGUGGAAAACUAUGGAAUCGUGUGUCGAUUUCCAGUCUUCGAGGCGGGUGGUAUCGUAGUGGCUGUUCUGCUCUGCGAGAACAAAUCGCGUGAACACAUGGGACUCCUUUUGCAGCGGGAUCCAUUGAGCUAUGAUCCAAAGCGACCCCUUCAUUACACCAGCGCCGUCUUCAAUGACACUAGCACUCCAGACCAACAAUUUCCACUAGCGUACCGCCUCGUUUCUCUAGGAGACGACCUCUACAAUCUCCGUUUCAACGGGAAACGGGUGAAGCCGCGCUGGCGCACUCUCUAUGUACAACCCCGACCUGAGGCGCUGUACUCUCCGGAUACCUCCAUUGCGAGACUGCGACUCAACUGCGCUGUCCAACCCGCUUUUCGCAUACCCCAUUGGCUCAUCGCUAACUUCGAUAUGCUGGGCUUCCUGUUGACGCCUGAGACCCCCGAAGACGAGCUUCCUCUUCGACUUCAACUCAGCGGGACAUUGUAUGGCGAGUUCAUUCAUCUUGAUCUCGGGAUAUGUCACACUGGCGAUCACUGGGCUAAGGUCCUCAUCCACCACGACGACGAUACCUCAAAUUGGAAUACGCCUCAUCACAUCCAUGACUGCACCGAACACCACGUUUCAUCGUGGUCCGAAGGGAAGAAGCUGUUCGGUGAUACAGCGACCCGUGGCGUGGAGCUUGCCUUCUCCACUUGCACUCUGGCAUCCGCGACGAACCCAAGAACUCUUGCCGCUCGUAUAGAGCUCAAGGGCUCCGUAUACGCUCAUAUCGAGCAGCAAGCCAGACUACUACGACAUGGUCCGGAACUCCCCCAGAGCAUUCGAACUGUUCCUUCCAUCGCUCCUGCGUCAGUAGCGUCCCAAGCAUCUGCCUCUCUGAGGCCCUCAUGGGCAACAUUCAUCGUGUCCGUAGAGCACGUUGUAUCUUGGCCUAUGCGCUUCGUCCGCCGCCCUUCUGGUAGCAUCUAA